CCUGAGCUUCCUUUUGUUUGGAAACAAGCAACACAAGCAAUCCAGCACUCACGUAAAGCCAGCCUUAGGCGUCGCGGUUGGCGUUUCGCAUCAGCCUCCUGGCCACGCCAUCUCACGCUUUUUCAUGGAAGCGGCAAUCUUUGACGGGGCGCCCCAAUAUUGUUUUGGCGUAGGCAAGUCGUUGGCCGACAGCUAUUUGAACGGUCUCCAAUCGAGCCCUUAUGAAUGGCAGUGCGCUCAGCUGCGUCGUGCGAGAUAGUACCUCUCCACUGCUCUCUCUUUCAUCAUCGUCGUCAUCAUCGAUGGAUGUCUAGGGCUGGCCUGAUUUCUGCAAUUCGCAUACAUAAUUCACCUGGGCAUUUAACCGUCACGAGAGCCACUACAUCGCCAACAGCAACAAUUGCCGCCAGUUUCUGUCCACGACCAUGUCUGCGUCUGCGUCUGCUCCGGUACCAGCGCGCCUUCGCAAGAAGGUGCUGAGGGUAUUGUUCAUAUCCCUUCUGCUCGACCUGAUAUCCUUCACCUUUAUUCUCCCGCUCUUUCCGCAACUGCUCGAGUUCUAUCGUGACCACGAAGCGUCCCGAGGCGGCAGCUCCGACACGCUCCUGGGCCGCAUCCUUGCCGGCCUCAAUGCGUACAAACACUCGUUCGCGAAGCCCAUCAAUGACCGCUACGACAUCGUGCUGUUAGGCGGGGCCCUGGGUUCCCUUUUCUCCUUUCUCCAGGCGGUUGCGUCACCCAUCAUCGGCACGCUGUCAGACAAAUACGGCCGCCGGACCGCGUUGCUGUGGUCCAUGGUGGGCAACGUGCUGUCGGUUGCGCUGUGGGUGGCCGCGACGGAUUUCCGUACCUUCCUCGCCAGUCGCGUCGUGGGCGGCCUUAGCGAGGGCAAUGUCCAACUUGCCAUGGCUAUUGCGACCGACAUCAGCGAUGAGACGCAACGCGGGGCGACAAUGGCCCUUGUUGGUGUGUGCUUCAGCAUUGCCUUCACCUUUGGCCCUGCGCUGGGUGCUUGGCUCUCAACUAUCACGUCCAUUGCGGCGAACCCCUUCGCUUCUGCUGCCGCGUUCUCGCUGUUCCUGAUCGUGACUGAGACCGUCUACCUGUAUUUCUGUCUCCCAGAGACGCUCCCGACUGCACCCAGCACCACCACUAAUGGCUCUGCGAAGAUAGACGCAGCACCGAAGCCAAGGGUUCGAACGAAUUCGCAUACUUUGCUGAACGCAACGCACUUCAUGUUCAUCCUAUUUUUCUCCGGUAUGGAGUUCUCUUUGCCGUUUAUGACGUACGAUCUCUUUUCCUACGGAUCUUCCCAAAGCGGAAAACUUCUUGGUUUCAUUGGUCUUAUUGCUUCUCUCUUACAGGGAAGCGUCGUCCGACGCAUGCACCCCUUAAAAGUGGUGCAGAUGGGCGUCAUAAGCUGCACAAUUGCCUUCGUCCUACUAGGGCGAGUGGAGUCGCAAAGAGGGCUAUAUGCGGCCGCUGCGCUGUUAGCUGUGACGAGCGCGACAGUGGUCACUGGGCUGAACAGCUUGAGCUCUUUUGAGGCGAGCGCGGGGGAGCGGGGGAAUAAGCUUGGAAAUCAUAGAAGCUUUGGUCAAAUCGGCCGCUCCCUUGGGCCUCUAAUAUUCUGUUCACUAUAUUGGUGGGCUGGACGUGAGACAGCCUACGCGGCUGGAGCUGCGGGCAUGGUUGCCGUCUGCGGUUUGGUGUUUGGAGGUCUGAAAGUCCCUCCGGGAACAGAGACGGUACGGAGAGCAAAGUCAACUUGAGGAUGUUUUGUCUGGUUUUUUUGGCCAAUGAAACUAGACCUCCAAACUGCAUUGUCUACAAGUACUUUUCAUACCAAAAAGGUAGUCUCCAGGAUAGAAAUAGAGAACAGCAGAUCUGAUUCUGCCCC
Lindgomyces ingoldianus is the source of this 1900-nucleotide messenger RNA. Its product is annotated as MFS general substrate transporter. Gene Ontology annotation, biological process: transmembrane transport. The transcript is spliced from 3 exons. Lineage: Eukaryota; Fungi; Ascomycota; Dothideomycetes; Pleosporales; Lindgomycetaceae. The coding region runs from base 426 to 1772 and encodes 448 amino acids. The record is from RefSeq and is a predicted model, not a curated record. Gene Ontology annotation, cellular component: brush border membrane. Gene Ontology annotation, molecular function: transmembrane transporter activity.